This is a messenger RNA of Zophobas morio, 610 nucleotides long. Its product is annotated as larval cuticle protein A3A-like. Lineage: Eukaryota; Metazoa; Arthropoda; Insecta; Coleoptera; Tenebrionidae. The record is from RefSeq and is a predicted model, not a curated record. Bases 17 to 541 code for a protein of 174 amino acids. Gene Ontology annotation, cellular component: extracellular matrix. The transcript is spliced from 2 exons.
AUUCAGUUCGACCACCAUGGCAUUCAAGUUCGUAGUCUUCGCUGCCCUCGUCGCCGCCGCCCGUGCCGGCCUUAUCGGCGCCCCUGUGGGUUACGCCGCCCCGGUUGCCCAUGCCGCCUACGCCGCUCCCAUCGCCCAUGCCGCCUACGCCGCCCCAAUCGCCCAUGCCGCCUAUGCCGCCCCAGUCGCCCAUGCCGCCUACGCCGCCCCUGUCGCCGCCGUCGCCAAGACCGUUGUCGCUGACGAGUACGACCCCCAUCCACAGUACCAAUACGGAUACGACAUCCAGGACGGUUUGACCGGAGACUCCAAGAGCCAGCAUGAAGUACGUGAUGGAGAUGUUGUCCAAGGUAGCUACUCUCUGGUGGACCCUGAUGGUACCCGUCGUACCGUCGAAUACAGCGCUGAUCCCGUCAACGGAUUCAACGCCGUCGUCCACAAGGAACCCCUCGUAGCCAAAGCUGUGGUAGCCGCCCCCGCUGUCGCCAAAGUAGCCGCCCCCUUGGCCUACGCCGCCCCCAUCGCCAAAUACAUACAUUAGGGGAAACUAGACUUGACUUAAUUUUUAACUGUACAUAAUUCAUUUACAAUAAGAUAAAUUAAAAAAUAA